Messenger RNA from Fusarium oxysporum Fo47, 538 nucleotides. RefSeq names its product Glyoxalase/Bleomycin resistance protein/Dihydroxybiphenyl dioxygenase. Bases 89 to 511 code for a protein of 140 amino acids. The transcript is spliced from 2 exons. NCBI's taxonomy places the organism in Eukaryota, Fungi, Ascomycota, Sordariomycetes, Hypocreales, Nectriaceae. The record is from RefSeq and is a predicted model, not a curated record.
GCUCCUCAUUAUCCGAGUAUUAGUCGUUGACCUCAUCGGCAGCGUCUGUCACAGAUUGUGUCUUGUCUUUCCCUUAAUACUUAUCACCAUGUCCAGAGCCCGCGCCAUCGUCAAAUCACUCGACCAUUUGGUCCUCACUUGCAAAAAUGUGACCAGCACGGCCAACUGGUACUCAAAGUACUUGGGUAUGAAGCCAGAAAUAUUCACCUCGCCCACUGAGCCAUCCGUUCAGCGUCAUGCGCUUAAAUUUGGCCCACAUAAGAUCAAUUUACAUCAACAAGGCAAGGAGUUCGAGCCAAAAGCUACUCUUGCAUCUCCCGGCACUGCAGACUUUUGCUUUGUGGUCGAAGAAGGGACAAACCUUGAAGAGGUGAUAAAAGGCUUCACGCAGGACGGAAUUGAGGUUCUUGAAGACGGGAUGGUCGUGAAGCGUACUGGUGCGCAAGGUCCGAUCCGCAGUGUCUAUGUCAGAGACCCUGAUGGAAACUUGGUUGAGCUUUCACACUAUUGAACCAGGCGACGAUGAUGUACGAGAUAG